AUGCAGACUGCUUCUACAAACAUUUGUGAAAGACUGUGCAAUAAGUCCUUCCGUGAAAUUUCUUUGCUACUAAAUAUUCCACAGUCAACUGGUGGUAUUAUAACAAAGUGGAAGCAACUGGGAACAAAGUGGUAGGCUAUGUAAAAUGACAGAGCUGGGUGAGCGCAUGCUGAAGUGCACAGCGUACAGAAGGUGCCAACUGUCUGCAGAGUCAAUAGCUAAAGACAUCCAAACUGCGUGUGACCUUCAGAUUCACAACAAUAGUGCAUGGAGAGCUUCAUGGAAUGGGUUUCCAUGGCCGAGCAGCUGCAUCCAAACUUUACAUCACCAAGUGCAAUGCAAAGUGUUGGAUGCAGUAGUGUCCACUGGACACUAGA
Molecule: messenger RNA, 377 nt
Organism: Staurois parvus
Lineage: Eukaryota; Metazoa; Chordata; Amphibia; Anura; Ranidae
Source: the annotation of a GenBank genome assembly